This is a messenger RNA of Hibiscus syriacus, 1230 nucleotides long. RefSeq names its product protein ACCELERATED CELL DEATH 6-like. Lineage: Eukaryota; Viridiplantae; Streptophyta; Magnoliopsida; Malvales; Malvaceae. Gene Ontology annotation, cellular component: plasma membrane. Gene Ontology annotation, molecular function: protein phosphatase regulator activity; protein phosphatase 1 binding. The record is from RefSeq and is a predicted model, not a curated record. The annotation marks the transcript as partial. The transcript is spliced from 6 exons.
AUGGUAUUGUUUGGUAAUUCUUUGCGUCAGAGAAAAAAAGCCGCUAAUCAGAUAUCCACCGAAUUUGUACAACAAAUUCUUGACAAGUGCCCAUCACUACUAAAGAAACCCAAUGCCAAAGGUGAAAUCCCACUACACGUCGCUGCCAGGUUUGGUCAUGGUAACAUAGUUCAACUUCUUAUCGAAACUGCAAAAGCCGAAGAGAAAGGCCUAGAGAAUGGUAUCGACCCGGAAAAGCAGAUGACCCUCAACCCUCAUCUUGCGUCAAUAGUGACCAAGACGCCACUGUACAUUGCAGCUAGGCGAGGAAAUCAUAAGUUGGUGGCUUUGGUAUUAGAUAAAUCCGACGCGGCAGUUCAUAUUCAUCGAGGCCCCUGUGGGAGAACUGCUCUGCAUGCUGCAGCUAUGGCUCUUAAAAAUGAAUGGAUUUCUCGAACUACAAGGGUAAUAUUAAGGAAGGGAAAGAAUUUGGUAAAAUCGAGAGAUGAGAAUGGACGGACUCCCCUCCACUAUGCUGCACAUUUGGGUUGCACUCGAAUGGUAGAGCUGUUGUUGGAAUGCGAUGAAUCAGCGGCCUGUGAAAUUGAUGAAGAUGAAAUGACAGCCCUUCAUAUGGCAGCCAGGAAAGGCCAUUUACAGGUAAUGUGGAAGAUUAUCAGUUAUUGUCCAGAAUGCUGCGAAAUUGUGGACAAAAGAGGAUGGAACUUUCUUCACUUUGCGGUUGUUUCUUUACCUCGGGUAACUCUACCCCGAUUCCUAAGAGCUGACCGUUUUAGAAGAUUUUUACAUGAAAAAGACAUCCGUGGAAACACCCCUCUCCAGGUGUUGGCUGCUUCUCGCCAAUUUAAUUCUAAAAUGGCACUCAUCUUUAACGAUGAUAGAGAAACGGUUAGAUCGGAGAACUUGGAUUCCAAGAAAAAGGAACAUAUCUUAGAAUUAUUAAAAGAAGUGGGCCAUGGAGAAGUAGCUGGUUCAUCGGUUCAUCCCGUCCGUCAGAAUAAGUUUGACGACGAGUCAACUGUUAAAGCAAGAGAGGUUCAUGCAGUGGUGUCAGCACUCGUCGCCACCACAGCAUUCGCAGCAGCAUUUGCCCUACCCGGUGGUUACAAGAGUGAUAAAGGUGAUCAUGACCGGGGCUCGGCAACUCUGAGUCAUGAGCGGGCUUUCGUAGCAUUUGUUAUUGCAGAUAGCGUUGCCAUGAUCUCCGCCUUAAGUUCAGCAGUUGUCCUA